AUGGAGGAGGCGGAAAAAGGGGAGGUCUUCGAGAGGAACACCAAGCCUUGGCUGGACAGCCAUCCGGGGGAGACCUCGGAUGCGGCCGGCGUGUUCACCGACGACAUCAUCCUGGAGAUCCUCUCCCGCCUCCCAGCCAGAUCCGUCCACCGCUUCAAGUGCGUUUCCGUACCCGGGCGCGACCUCAUCACCGACCCUGCCAACCGCAAGAAGCUGCCCCAGGCCCUCGCCGGCUUCCUCUACAUGUCCUUCCGCAGCGUGCACCACCACCACUUCGCCAGCGUCUCCGGCGGCGCAGCCCCGUUCGACCCUUCCGUCCCUUACCUGCAACCAAACAAGUACAAGGACAUGGAGCAGGUGGACGCCUGCAAUGGCCUCCUUCUCUACCGCGGCUGCACCAAGAAUUUGCCCCCUUGGGAUUGGAAAGAGGAUGAUUGCCGUUUUGUCGUGUGCAAUCCUGCCACUGGCAGCUGGGUGGAGCUGCCCCCUCAACCUCAACUGCAAGAGCCGGUGAAAGGGCGUAGCCGUGUCGCAGGUUUGGCUUUUGAUCCGACGGUCUCAUCCCAUUUCCAUGUUCUUCGUUUCGAGGAGGCAGACUCGUCGAGCGUGACAGGAGUCAGCAUCUACUCAUCGCGGACAGGAGCCUGGAGUCAUAGGGACAGGGCGAUGGCUGAGGAAGUUACGCUGUCGUAUAGCACUAGAUGUAUCUUUGCUGGCGGCGUGCUCUACCUGAUGGGCUCCCUUCAAAGCACCAACAACGACCAUGUACUGCUGGCAGUGGACAUGGCUGGGAAAGUGUGGAAGACCAUCAGUGUGCCGUAUCCCCGAAGAUUUGCUAUGAUUGGAUCGUCCCAGGGGUGCUUACACUAUGCUAUAGCUUCCGUCAGUGAUAACAACAACAUCCUAGUUUCUAAGAUAGAACUCUGGUGCCUCAAGGAUUGUGAUAGUAAAGAAUGGGUCCUCAAACAUACUGCCAGCAUCGAUAAGAUUAUGGGCAUGACUAUGAAGAAUUACAGGGUGAUCGGGAUCCAUCCAGACUGCAACACCAUUUUCUUGGUUCCAUGUGGAGGUCAUACCUUGCUACCGUAUGAUAUGCAACAUCAGAAAGUUGGAUGCAUCCUUAAUCUUGAGAAAAACAGUACACAACGAUUUCUACCCUAUGUUCCUCUGUUCUCAGAGUCAUUAGCAGAUGCAAAUGGCCGGUAG
Messenger RNA from Triticum turgidum subsp. durum (durum wheat), 1206 nucleotides. The record is from the annotation of a GenBank genome assembly. Lineage: Eukaryota; Viridiplantae; Streptophyta; Magnoliopsida; Poales; Poaceae.